GCGGUUCCGAGGUCUGAGGCUGGGGAACUGGACUUGUAAAGUCUCGGUCCAUUUCUCAAAUGUCCUCAUCGAGGUUCGGGACAAAUCGAUCGAUCGAUCGCGUCACCGGUUCGGCCACAGCCACGCCAGCACACUCGCCCCACCUUUGAUCGCCAGCUGGCUGCGGUCCGGAAAUACGACGCGACGGCCCGGCACAGUCCGAAACCUUCACCCGGCUCGGUCGUCGUGCACGUCCGGGAUCCGACGUGCGGGGCUGCAGCCGCGAAGGAGGCAGAAUGCCGGACUUCAUCCCCCUUUUACACAACUCCUGCACGCCCUGAUCAGCCGGCUUCCCACGCCGAUCAGCUGGCUGCGUGAUGACGCAAGCAGUCACGAGUCGGCUGACGUCAGCUGCACGGAAGUGACGUAGGGUACUUUGAUGAGACAGCAGUUUGGGACUGUUACAUUUAUAGCCAUAGAAACAUUAAAAACGGUUACAAAGUCCUAAAGAAGAUAAGAAAUUAGAAUUUGAUAGUUAGAAAAAUCGGAACUAGCACACUUUGACGCUUUUAAUUGUUGUAACUUACUACUAACUGUCAAGAGAGGCAGUUUGAUGUUAUUACAAAAUUACCGGUUGGUUAUUUACUAACAAAAUAGUUUUUUGUUUUUUUUUUCGAAAAUUUCCUUUAACCAAAAUAAUUAUUUCGGCCGCUUGGUGCAUCAUCCAUAAAUGUCGUGUAGAAACUUUGAACCUGAAAGUAAAGUUGUUCCGCCCACAUUAGUUGCCAUGGAUACGAGUCCAGGAGCGCGAGACCGACAACGUCAAGCUAGUUUAGGCGCCAUGUAGCGUAAACUCUCUUCUUCAUUUCCAUGAAUACAAAGUGACGGAAGGGACAAAACAUUGUUUUAUAUAGUCCGUCCAAUCCGGAAUAAACGUCCAGAACAACUUUUCCCCGCCGACUAACUCCGCCAUUAUGGAGGAGGACGUCCACAAGAUGAAGAUUUGUUGCAGCUCAGAAGACAAAAAGAAGAAAAGGAAGAAAAAAGUCUUUGCUGCCUCACUAACGUCGCCACAGCAUUCAGCCAAGCCGCCUGAGGCCGUGCACCUGACCCUGAUGCCAGCGUGCCCGAGGGCCCGAGGUCAAACAUCCAAGCUGCGUGUGACCUGCAAGAAGAGCAAGGACCGGGCCCCCGCAGACAAACCCGUCAAAGAGCUGUCGGCAAGCAGGAGAAUCGGCCCCGUAAGGGCGUCCUGUGUGGCCGAGCUCAGCGCACAGGCGAGGGAGAGCCUGAGGUGGGAAGAGGCGGUGGAGGACCCCCAGGCGGAGGAGGAGAGGCUGGAAGUGUACCGGGCCAACAGGAGGCGGCGCUAUGUCGCCCAGCAAGAGGUGCAGCAGGCGUCCGCGCUCGCUGCAGGGACGUCGCCAAUUUUGAGCGCAGACAGUCUGUGAGCAGGACUGGCUCCUUUUUGUGGAUCACUUAAUCAGCAGCAUGAGGAGGAGUCACAUGACCCGAGCACCCACAGGACGUUCAUGGUAAUCGAGCUUGUUUCACUGCAAUAUCAAGCGCCAUUGUGGGGCCCGGGGGCCAUUUUGGCUCACAGCUUGUUUUUAUCUUAAUAAUACAAACACAAUUGUAUCAAUUAUUAGAUAAACAUGUUUUAUUCAUUGCUGAGGCGCCAAUGUUUUCUUCAAAUAGCUUAGCAUGUACAGUACUCGCCUACAGCGCUUUGCUUAUAGAAUCCUUCUGGAAAGAGUCCUGACAACAUUGAAAGGCCUACUGAAAUGAGAUGUUCUUAUUUAAACGGGGAUAGCAGGUCCUUUCUAUGUGUCAUACUUGAUCAUUUCGCCAUAUUGCCAUAUUUUUGCUGAAGGGAUUUAGUAGAGAACAUCGACGAUAAAGCUCGCAACUUUUGGUCGCUAAUAAAAAAGCCUUGCCUUUACCAGAAGUAGCAGACGAUGGGCGCGUGACGUCACGGGUUGUAGAGAUCCUCACAUCCUCACAUUGUUUAUAAUCCUAGCCUCCAGCAGCAAAAGCUAUCCGGGCCGAGAAAGCGACAAUUUCCCCAUUAAUUUGAGUAAGGAUGAAAGAUGUGUGGAUGAGGAAAUUUAGAGUGAAGGACUAGAAA
Molecule: messenger RNA, 2107 nt
Organism: Nerophis ophidion (straightnose pipefish)
Lineage: Eukaryota; Metazoa; Chordata; Actinopteri; Syngnathiformes; Syngnathidae
Gene: liat1
Product: ligand of ATE1
Exons: 3
Coding region: 954-1430 (158 amino acids)
Biological process (GO): protein arginylation
Source: RefSeq, a predicted model, not a curated record